Molecule: messenger RNA, 4419 nt
Organism: Conger conger (European conger)
Lineage: Eukaryota; Metazoa; Chordata; Actinopteri; Anguilliformes; Congridae
Product: oocyte zinc finger protein XlCOF22-like
Exons: 2
Coding region: 154-1710 (518 amino acids)
Biological process (GO): regulation of transcription by RNA polymerase II
Molecular function (GO): RNA polymerase II cis-regulatory region sequence-specific DNA binding; DNA-binding transcription factor activity
Source: RefSeq, a predicted model, not a curated record
ACUCCGGCGACUUUUUAUGGUUAACACAGAUGUAACGUGCAUUGGAAGCCUUUACCGCCAAGAAUUCCAUUGCAUCAAAAAACGAUUGAGUAGGAUUAAUUGAUUCAUCAUCCAACCAGGGAGCUGAACAUCUGCACACCUGUGAGCAGCAGUAUGAUGCAGACAGGAGUCAUUCUGAGACAGGACACUGAGACAACACUACCAGAGCUCACUGAGCAGCACAGGAUCAGACUGAAAGAAGAGGAACUCGGUGGACUGGUCCACAUGGCAGAGUCAGAGACGUGUGCUGCAGCAGGACUCAACACUCUGGAGCCAGUGUGUGUUACAUUACACAGCGGGGUCAGUGAUGUACACCAUACACACACAUCACUGAUUAAAACAGAAACUGAUCUAGGCUUCACCCACCCUGGGGACCUUAUUAAGAAAGAGACACUAGACAGUGCAGAGCUGGGAUAUGUAACCCAUCUGCAUCCUGACCAAAUAAAAACCGAGACUGAUGAUGGAGGAUACCUUAAGGCAGAACACAUCAGUGACUUGGAGAAUAUUAAAUGUGUUAAUUUGAAAUCUGAUGAAUUGACCUGUGAAUCCAGUGAAAGUUUAGUGAGUGAUCUCAUGAAUACUAUGAUGAAUGGAGCUGCAGUUGAUCACAAAGACCAGACUGAACUAUCGCAAUGUGCAGGAGAACCAAACCAAAACUGUAAAAAGGAGGAAAUGCACGAUCCACUGACCCAAUGUGGAGAUUUAAAUCACCACUGUCACAUAAACGGUGAGAAUAGUCAGACCAGAAUUAUGCGGAAAAGUAGAAAUGGCAGAAACAAGCGUAUUAAUUGCCAGGGAACGAAUGACAGAACUGAACCCAUGAUAACCUAUUCAAGUAAAAUCCCAAGCCUUUUGAAAUCCUGUCAAAAGGAGGCAAUUAACAAAAGUAAACGUCAAAUUAAUACUGAUGAAAAGCCAUACAAAUGUACAUGGUGUGCGAAGUGUUAUAAUUUCAAAUCUGCUUUAAAUAGGCAUUUGAUAAUUCAUACAGAUGAAAAAACCCACAAAUGUUCUCAGUGUGGGAAGUCCUUUUCUACAAAAAGAAAUUUAAAUGUCCACCAGAGUACUCAUACAGGUGAGAAGCCCUACAAUUGUAUUCUUUGUGGAAAGUACUUUUCCACAAAAGGUUAUUUACAUGUCCACCAGAGAACUCAUACAGGUGAGAAGCCCUACAGUUGUUCUCUGUGUGGAAAGUGCUUUUCCACAAAAAGUAAUUUAAAUUACCACCAGAGAACUCAUACAGGUGAGAAGCCCUACAGUUGUACUCUGUGUGGCAAGUACUUUUCCAGAAAAAGUCAUUUAAAUAUCCACCAGAGUACUCAUACAGAUGUGAAGCCCUACAGUUGUAUUCUUUGUGGAAAGUACUUUUCCACAAAAGGUUAUUUAAAUAUCCACCAGAGAACUCAUACAGGUGAGAAGCCCUACAAUUGUAUUCUUUGUGGAAAGUACUUUUCCACACAAUCUAAUUUAAAUUACCACAAGAAAAUUCAUUCAGGUGAGAAGCCCUACAAUUGUAUUCUUUGUGGAAAGUACUUUUCCACAAAAGCAUAUUUAAAUAUCCACCAGAGAACUCAUACAGGUGAGAAGCCUUACAAAUGUUCUUUGUGUGGGAAGUGCUAUUCCAGAAUAUCUAAUUUAAAUCGCCACAAGAUGAUUCAUGCAGGUCUUUAAUGCAAGAUAUUUAUACUCCUGACAAUUCAACCAGAUGAAUAAAUGUUUAUAAGAAAUUGCUAACCAAUAUUUUUUUCUGAAGCUGAAAUGUUAAGCUCAAUUUAAAAUAAAUGCGCCAUCACUACCAGCCGUAUUAUUGUGGUUUGAGCAAUAUUGCCAUAGUAGCAAUCAAUCUGUGGCCAUUUCUGGGGGUUAAGAUUGCAACACCGCAGGGAAUUGAAUGCUGCACUCCUAUAGUUAUCAAAUAAUUGCUAUGUGUUUUAAAUAUGUAGCUGUUGGUUCCACUUAUGUCUUAUUGUAUGGCAUUUUCUCAUCUGUGUUUAUUUGCUGACAUGCAAAUUAAAACUACCAGGAAACUGAACAUAACUUUCCACUGUGCAGUACCUAGAUGAAAAUAAGUAAAGCAAUUGGGCUAUUUAUCCAUUGGAUAUUGAAAGCGAAGAUUCCCUGCUUUCAGCGAAAAAGUUAAUCUCACAACCAAGAUUGUCCCGUGCCAUAUAAAAUGCAUUGGCAAAGAUUACUGUUUCAUAAAAAUAUAUCAAAUUGUAGAGACCUGUAUUGGCAUAUAUAUAAAAUCAUUAGACCAGUCGCCUAUGGUAAAGUAGACUCAGUAUUCAUAUUAUAUCAGGCAAAUAUUUCUCCCAAUGGAGUGCACAACCCCGUCUGUAAAUUCUUAACAGCAUCAUAUUUACAAUUUCAUGCAAAUCUGUCAGGCAGAAGCCAUAGGGAAGCCAUAAGCCAUAGGGAAGAGAAGGGAGGACUAAGGUACAAUUUGAAAAGGUGUGUUUUUAGCCUGCAUCGAAAUAGGGGGAGGGAUUCUGCUGUCCUGACAGUGGUAGGCAAGUCAUUCCACCACUGAGGAACCGGAACGGAAAACAGGCGUGAACGUGCAGCUCAACCACCAGGUGCAGACUGGAGUGGUCUUGCUGGGGAGGAGGGAGUGAUUAAGGAUUGUAUCUAAAGUGGGGUAGUCCCCUUAGCAGCCUGAAAUGACACGUGAUGCAUGCCUGGACGAAACCACUGGGAUUUAACUAGCCGACAGACUGGUGUAACUAGGUUAUACUGCACCAUGUCAAUGUAAAUGUAAAUCUUUAAUUUGGCAAUUAGGCUAUUGUCUGACUUACAAUGUUGACAUUUAACUUUAAAAUUUUGAAAAUGCAAUUAAAUUUGUCAGUACAGUUAAAAAAAGAAAAAAAAUGAACCCUAGCGGUUAUAAGCACUAUCGGUUACACGAUUACCCGUUUAAAAAAUGGGAUGGUAUUCGUUUACGAAAACUGAUGAUUUGCCAUGUCUUUAUUUUUUUAUACAUUUUAUUCAUCACGGACAGUGUAUAUUAAUCAACAUUUUCUGUUUCCACAUCAAUGUAAAUGUGCCAUUUUCAUCUGUAGUCCCUAACCUGCAUAAAUGGUAAAUGGUUGGGAUUUAUAUAACGCCUUUAUCCAAAGCGCUGUACAAUUAAUGCUUCUCAUUCACCCAUUCAUACACACACUCACACACCAACGGCAAUUGGCUGCCAUGCAAGGCGCCGACCUGCUCGUCAGGAGCAUUUGGGGGUUAGGUGUCUUGCUCCGGGACACUUCGACACAGCCCGGGUGGGGGAUCGAACCGGUAACCCUCCGACUACCAGACGACUGCUCUUACUGCCUGAGCCAUGUCGCCCGCCUACCUGUCUUCGGACUGAGGGGACUGUCAUGCUCUGCUGCCAGCGAGCUGCUGCUGCAUCUGCCCUGAUGCAGUCAUACAAAGCUGCCCUGCUGCCUGGUUCAUUCUGCACUCUAAAGCCAUUGCACUGCCUGGCUCUUUCUGCUGCACUGCUUUCUCUGGAAUGCUGCCUUUGCCCAUAUUUCAUGCUAUUGCCACGUUCACUUGCUGCUUUUGCUGGAAUUAUCCUGGUCUUCCUAAUUCAUGCCGUCAAAAUUGUUGCGCUCCCACCACCACCCCCGCAUCCACCAGUGGGCUCUGCUUCUCAAGAUCCCCAUGAGGGGGGGUUUGUAGCCACUCCUUGUUUCAUCAGGCUUUACAACAGGGAGUGAUGAGAGGCAGAGCCGACGGCAAAGUUUGCAUUAACAUUAUACCUCAAUAAUAUUGCCUAUUUCAUCAUUUUGGUUUUCUGACUUCAGAUGUAAAUAAGUGUCUAUCCUAUAACAUGUUAAAGAAUGUGAGUUCAUGCAUUUCCAAAUUAAGGUUUACGGCAAUGAAUUAGCAUAUUUAUUUAUUUUGGAGCUUUUUUGGAAGUGUUCUGAUAAUAAGAGAACCAUAGCAUAUAUGUCCAAUAUGGGUCAGCUUUGGGUUUCUGUCUCUUGAAUGUUUGGUUCAGGACCGAACCACAUUCGAACACUCAUAUAGGUCAACAUGCAUUGAAACAUCGUUCAAAUCUAAAAGGGUGAGGUCCAAAAGUGAUUGAUUUUUGAAGGAAUGCCCCAUAACGUUUUUCAGUAAAUAAAUGAAUGGUAAUUAAAAAAAUGUCACCAUGUUUUGCGUUUACUCCGUAUCCUUUUGUCUAUUGCACAUUUUUGUCUUGAGAUCUGAACUUUAUAUUGUGUGUCAAGCAGUAAUGGAGGAAAUGAGGAAGGGAGCAAAUACUUUUUCAUUGCACUGUACAUUGUCAAUGUGCACAUGCAAAAGGGCUUCAUGUUAUGUACACAUCUUUAUGAACUAUAUGUGUUACUGCUUUCUACAUUAGUGCCUCUUUGUAAAUGUUGUUCAAUU